Messenger RNA from Puccinia triticina, 1674 nucleotides. RefSeq lists its product as uncharacterized. The coding region runs from base 1 to 1674 and encodes 557 amino acids. The record is from RefSeq and is a predicted model, not a curated record. NCBI's taxonomy places the organism in Eukaryota, Fungi, Basidiomycota, Pucciniomycetes, Pucciniales, Pucciniaceae. The transcript is spliced from 8 exons.
AUGCUCACCAAGCGUUUUCGUCCAACCAAACCCCUGCCCAAAAAGCAAAGUCAGGAUGACGAUGAGUAUGAAUCGACAUCGUGCAGUAGCCUAGACUCCGACAUCGGGCCUUCGCGGGUGCCUAGUAAGCGCCAUAGAGACGGUGCGACUAUCAGGUCCUCCUCCCGGUUGGCUACACCCCUCCGGGGCGCGACCAACCGCCCACGCCAUAGCAGAACUCAAUGUUCUACCGUUUCGCCGGGCGGCGACUUGUCACCCCCACGAAUUCUCAGAUCAGGAAAAAAGGUUCCACAGUGCCAGAAUGGAAAUAAAUCGCCCGAAAAUCGACCGGCUUCAAUCUCAAGAAGAGUCAGCACUGCGACAUCGGCCGCCGAACUGAAGAAGCUUGAAAAAGAAAGGGCUAAGAAAGCAGGAUCGACCACAAAUCAAACGGCUUUAACCUCAAGAAGAGUCAGCAAUGCGACAUCGGCCGCCGAACUGAAGAAGAUUGAAAAAGAAAGGGCGAGGGAUGCAGAGAAGGGCCGCGAGUCCAUAGUCGCACAGCUCAGCGAUCGAAUCUUGUCUGGGCUCGUGUCUAUGGGUAACGUUUCGAGGGACGUUGCACAGGUCUGUUCGAGCAAGCUUGGCUGGAGUGAGGAAGAAUGGAAGGCCUGCAUGAAAGACUCGAAAAUCAUAGUGUAUGAACCCCUUGAAGCAGAGGUUCUUCCAACUCGAAAGCGUGCAUAUUCGUCGGCCAGAAAGCCGCUUUCGCAUGCGUUGAAGGACUGGAGUGCACCUCUCGAAGUGGAUGCUCUCAGCUUAUGCAUCACGAAAGCUGGAGCAAUCAGAGUGUGCUUUCAAAAUGGCGAUCACGACAACUACAACUUUACGUCCCAACCUGAAGGACGUACGUCCCAGCCAGAAAGGCGUAUGUCUCAACUCGAAAAACGUCUCACUUGGCCACAAGUCGAUGAUCUCUCUGAGGUCAGAUCUGUGUUUGUUCAUCGGAACGUCAUCCAAGAAUUUCUUUCCGAAAGAUCGCCGGUACUUGAUCUUGUUCGAAAGGAGCCUCGGGUACAAUUUUUCACUUUCGGGGGUGGCAAAGCACCUACAUCGUUAAACUCGCCACAAGUAAACCCCCGAAUUGAAUUGGUCCUCCGCGCAGGCGCGGUUAUUGUACCGACUUUCGACAGUCUCUUCAAAAAUUCUACGGAUGACGAUAAGAAACGCCGGCAGUGUUUCAAGAAAAUUAAGGACGUAUGCCAUGUCAAUCCAUUCGUCAAGAUCUGCUUGCACCCGGCGAUGAAAACGCAGCUCGCCAAGAAACUCGGAGAAGGUAAAUCGGAUUUCGACAUGGACCUUCUCAUCGAUUUUCUAACGCAAGAGUUCGACUUUCCCGAGGAAGGUGGAGGCAAGUCGUUGGGAGCUUGGAUCGGGCUUGAUCGAAAUAUCAUCUCUUGGCUAUGGUCGGACCCUGUUGAAUCCCGCUACGAGGACUGUGACGACGAAGCCUUCGAAGUCGCAAUGAUCGUUAAGACCAUGAAACAAAUCCAGAAAGAGUGCUACACUGACUUCAGAAGGUUUAUCAUUGCUAUCCCGGAUGAGCACCUAUUCGCAGAUCGAGUCUCGUGGGAAGGUAUUGAAUUGAUGAAGAUUAGCCAAUUAUCCGAAUUACUUCCCUGCGGUCUAGUUUGA